This is a messenger RNA of Mizuhopecten yessoensis (Yesso scallop), 2340 nucleotides long. Its product is annotated as reticulocyte-binding protein 2 homolog a-like. The record is from RefSeq and is a predicted model, not a curated record. Lineage: Eukaryota; Metazoa; Mollusca; Bivalvia; Pectinida; Pectinidae. Gene Ontology annotation, biological process: mitochondrial protein catabolic process; mitophagy by internal vacuole formation. The transcript is spliced from 15 exons. Gene Ontology annotation, cellular component: mitochondrial outer membrane. The coding region runs from base 111 to 1712 and encodes 533 amino acids.
AACAUAUCCAGACUACCCGGUAUAGGUGGAUGGGCUGUUUAACCGGUUGUGGACUGUUUACAGAUAUUACUAAAGUAAUUAAACAGAACUAGACGCACAUUUCUGCAGACAUGAGUUCUCAAGAAAAGCAGAAACAUGAAGAACCUCUAGCCAAAGAUCUAGACAACAAAGACAAUGGUCAAAGUUCCACUUCGAAUCCGGAUAAAACUGAAAGUAAUACCGAGCAGAAAAAUGAAGAUUUGGGAAGUGGCAACGGUAUUGCUCAAAGCACUGAUGCGCAACAUGAAAUUCCAGCCUCAAAUAAUGGAACGACACGAUCUGAACAAUGCAACACUCAAAACAACACAGAUCUGCUCGCAGAAGUCCAAAAGAUACACUUCCUGAUAUGUGAACAGAAGGGCAGCCAAACAGAUGACAGCAUUCUAUUAAUACAGGAAUCGCAAAGAGUAUUUUCGGAAAUGCUUGACAAGAUAGAAAAAAGUGUGGAAAUGCCAGCCCAAUUCACAGGGGAUACAGAGAAGAAACACAGAAAGAGUGAGAAAUCAGCCCAAAAAAAUAACGAAGCAGCUGCUAAAACGACAAGAAUUAAAACCUUACUUUGUUAUCUUGAUCAGAAGCGUGGAGAAAUGACAAAAUUGAGAGAAGAAGUAGAGAAGACACAGAGCGAAUUAAACAAAUUUGAACAAGUUCAUGCUGAGCGGACGUCCUGGUACAAAGGUCUACAGGAAGACAUUCAAAAGCAGCACCAACCAACAAUUGAUAUUCCAGAGGUCUUGUCUGAGGAAGAAAAGCGUGGAUUUAAAAUGUUCAAAACUGUUCUGGAAAAGAAAACUGAAAAAGUUGAAAAGCUGGAAAAGGAAAUGAAAGAGUUAGAUCAAACGCAAGAACAAAGAUUGAAAACAAAGGCAAAAGAAAUGGACAAGUUACGUGAAAGAGAAGCCGAAAAAGUUGAAAAGCUUAAAAAGGAAAAGAAAAGUUUAGAACAAAGGGGAGAACAAAAUUUGAAAAGUAUGGAGAAAGAAAUGGACAUGUUACGUCAAAGGCUGAGCAAGAUGGCUGGUGCGAAACUAACAGAAGGAAAUCCUAGCUUUACAGACCUCAAUGAUCCAAACAGACCAUUGAAACUCGCGGAACGAUAUACAGAGCUUAACGACAAUGAGUGGACAGACGCGUAUGAGAUACUGACAGGAGACAGGGGGAUCAAACGAAAAGAUGCUAUAAUUAUACUACGAGAUAUCGUGACGGAUUGUUAUAAUGAAUGUGUCCGACUUGCCGAGGAACAAUGGAGGUCCCUGGCAAGGAUUCUUACACAGACAAGAACGGAUACAGCAGAUGAAACUCUGAAAGAGAUUGGUUUUCGACAAACCGAAUUCAAGGAUUUGAAAAACCUCAGAAAGAUGGCAGCUACCAAAGCGUCAGAUAAAAUCACUGAAAAGGUGAAGGAAACUCUCCUCGAAAGAUUGGAAGACAAACAGAAGAUGCAGCAGCUGAACCUAUUCAUAGAAGCGGGUAUCCGUCUAACAUGGGAUAUGGCAGUUCAUGAUCCUCCUGUCUACAUGUAUUGGGACCUAAAACAAGGAGACCCUCCCAAUGAUAAGUUUAAAGUUUAUACAAAAAGUGGCAAUAAAGUUAGGUAUGUCGUCUGGCCUUCCCUCCUUCUACACAAAGACGGUCCACUUCUCGUAAAGGGUGUCUACCAACUCUUCACCUAGGAAACACACUGCUAUGUUGUGUGAAGAUAUAAAUUCUCAAAUCAAACAAGUAAACCAAAUGUUUUCGGAUCCAGACUUAAAACUAUAUCUUUGAAAAGUUAUAGUUAAAAUGUAGUUGAAUUUGGAAGAUUUACAUGCUAUUUUUAUCUGAAAACAAAAGAUAUCCGUCGCAAUAUCUAUAUGUUACAAAUUAUUUUUAAACAAAAUAAGAACAUUAUAUGUAUGAUAGAUAAAAAAACCUUUUGCUAUAUAUUUUGUUUUCAGCAUUGAUGAUUUAUUGAAUGUAUUGUUUUGUAAAAGCCGUCAGUCAGUAACGUCAAGCUAGGUAUGUUUAUUUUAUUAUUCCGUUUAUCAGUAAUAUACUUCUUGUAGCAAAUGUUAGUUCAACUAUGCAUGUAGUGUGUUGCCUUCGUAUUAAUUGUUUGAGGACAGCUCCAAGAAACCUUUCAUUCCAUGAUUUGACACGGGACAUCAGGACACGUUUAAUAUGAGGUACAGGAAACGUUUAAUAUGAGGUACAGGAAACGUUUACUUUUCUGAAUCAACAUGUUUUGCCGAGAUAUGUUGUCUAUUGGUAUCGACGCCAUUUUAUUUACCACGACAUUGCAAUAAAACUUGUGGAAUUACA